AUGUUGCGUUACGUCAGACGUUCAUCCUGCCUGAUGCUGUUAUUGCGGUUGGCGUGUGUGCUUAUGAUAUUUGCUUUUCUUGUGAUGGUUUACACCUCUAUGUAUCUAAGUGCAUUUCCAAUAUCAGUUGAAGAGCUUGAGUACAUUGAUGAGACGGAAUGUCAAAGACAGCAAAACCAGGUAGAGGAAACUCAUGUACAUGCACCGAUAGUAAAUACUAACCAUACAAAUAUACCUGUCUUCAAGGACGAUACUGAAAAACUGGUACAUGUUGUAAUGAAAACAAACAAGACGUUUGUCAUUGAGGACAAUAAGCCAGACACCCAAAACUUGAAUAAACCCGAAAAGAAGAACAACAGAAAGUUAACGAAAAGGGAAAGACAGUUAAUAAACAACUUGAAAACACAAGUGGAGAAGUUGAAGCACUGCCAUGUGACUGAAUCUGAUCGUGAGUUGAUAAAAAGAAAAUUAAAUACAUUUAUGGAACAGACACCAAGUGUUUUAACACAGAAAAAUACUCAUGUCAGAGCUAAUUUGAAUGAGCCACAAAAAUUCAUUGAAGCAGGGAUGUGGCAACUGCUUCCAGAGACUUCACCUCUGGUAAACCAGCGGUUUUCGACGUGUGCUAUCAUAGGUAAUGGCGGCAUUCUAAAAGGAAGUAAAUGUGGCAACGAAAUAGACCGACAUAGUUUUGUUAUCAGAUCAAAUUUACCACCAAUUGCAGAGUUUACAGUUGAUGCUGGCCGUAAAACAAACUUGACAAGUUUAUGUCCAACAAGCAAGACUUUAGCAGCUCAGAAAUCAGGGACUUUUGACAAACCAAAGUUUUUAAGCAACGCAAAAUCCUACCAAGGCUAUAUACUAUGGAUCCAAUCCAGCAACGAACACCCACAGAGAAUGCCCUUCACAGUUACAGAAUUUCUACAAAAGGAAACACCACUACAAGUAUUACUUUCCAACCCAGAGUAUUCAAGAAAAUUUCAAGACUACUGGAAGAAUACAGGCAAAGUGUUCAGCACAGAAAUGACUCUGAUUAGUAUGGGGCUUUCAAUGUGUGAUCAAGUUGAUCUGUAUGGGUUUUGGCCAUAUAAUAUAGACAAUUUAGACAAUGUCAUUCCACGCGAGUAUUUUGAAAAUUCCCCCCUCAAGCGAAGUAAAACCCAUGACUACACAGGGGAAUUUGUUCGACUUCUGGAUAUGCAAUGUAAGGGUUUGCUCAAAUUACAACUUGGAAAGUGUACUGCAUAA
This is a messenger RNA of Saccoglossus kowalevskii, 1248 nucleotides long. RefSeq names its product alpha-N-acetylneuraminide alpha-2,8-sialyltransferase-like. Gene Ontology annotation, molecular function: alpha-N-acetylneuraminate alpha-2,8-sialyltransferase activity. Gene Ontology annotation, biological process: N-glycan processing; oligosaccharide metabolic process. NCBI's taxonomy places the organism in Eukaryota, Metazoa, Hemichordata, Enteropneusta, Harrimaniidae. The record is from RefSeq and is a predicted model, not a curated record.